CGACGCCGUCGUAUCACGCAUGACGCUCAAGCAACUCGCUCCACUCCCUUUUUCCGCCAGUUUCAGGCUGCUGCUCCCCUCUCUGAUUGAAUAGCGAUAGCCACCAGAUUCUUGGAGCCACAAAAUUCGAUUUCGCCGGCUUUCCGUUUUUUAUUUGAUCAAAAUCCGGCAUCAAUAUGAGUUCAUUCAGAGCGGCGGCUAAGUAUACCCCGCGUUUGAUCGAGAUCGCUCGUCAACAGCAAGGUCUGGCUUCACUCCCUCGCCACUCUCAACACAGACUUCUGUGCUCUGCGGCCCAGCAGCCGAACCAGGGUUCAGCCUUUGACCCAUUUCAUCAAACAUCAUCCAGUGGCCCAAUUUAUGCUAGAUUAUAUGGCGCCACAAAGCAUACAUCGAAAACUGAUGUUCUAAAUCUGUUGUCUGGGUGCAACUUGACGGUUGAUGAUAUCAAACAUGAUUACACUCUGAACUUUCUGCCAUUGCCAGUGCUCGUGAAAUUCCCUUCUAGACAAGCAUAUGAUGCUGGAACGAGAUCAGUUGUUAAGAAGGGUCGCUUCAGAUUAGAGCCGGAGAAUGGUUCUAGGUUUGAUACUAUUGCUCCCUAUGAUGGAAAAGCUAUUUUACUCCAAGGGAUCCCACGUAAUGCUCUAAUUGAUGAUGUAGAGCGUUUCCUCGCUGGUUGCACCUAUGAUUCAUCCUCCAUACAAAUGUUCUACAGGUUAUUUCUGAGAAGUUAUACUUUUGUUACAGGCCUAGAAGAGGGUGUUAAUCUGGCAGUUUCUUUUAUUGUAUACUUAUGUAAACACUAUGGUUUUCUUGCAGGUCAUCAUAUCAGAUGCCUGUAAGAAUGGCAGUUGUGCGUUUCCCCUCGCAGGCUCUAGCUAUGCAUGCCUUCAUUACCAAAAACCGAGCAUAUUGUCUGAAUAACCCGAUUUCAGUGCGCGUCCUUUAUUAGUAUCUCGAGCUAGAGUUUUGGUUUUCUUUGUACUUUGGUUGUCCAACUGUCGGGCGGGGGGUUAACAUGGAAUAACGGCACUUCGGUUGCUUGAAAUUUUAGCUCAAAUUUGUAUUCAUCUUCAUCAUGGUGAGAACUUAUUCCUGUCCCUUCUUUAUCCCGUAUCAUGAUAUAUGGAAUUCAGAAGUUACAUUAAUCCUGAAUGUAAUUUCCCAAAUUCGACCAGUGGCGGAGUGGCUGACUAUUGUUUGUGAAACUUAUGCUAAUUGUUAUCUCCUACCUUGUAGAGAUGUAAUUUCUCAUUUAUUGGAAACAAAUAACCACUUUCGAGUACUUAAAUGAUAUGAUAUAAAUUGAUUUUGCUUGAAUUCUGGUCUUCUUACUCGGAACUCCGUAAUGCUCUCCAUAACAGAGAAAAUGUAACUCCGUGAUCAAUUUGAUAAGCGUCUUUCAAUAUCGUAACAAGAAACAAAGCUAAUGCCACUUCUUGUGAUUGCUGCCCGACUUACUUUACAUUGUUUGAAGCUGUCUUUUGAACUCCAGUUUAAUUCCUAUGGAUGAUAAUCGGUCGCUUGAUAUAUGUCAAGCGAAUGAUCCAGGCCUCUUAUGUGGUCUACUACGCAAUCUAGCAUCGUCAUAAUCUCUGCAAAACUGGGACUGGUUCUGUCUUCUACCCGAAACUGGAAAAUCUCAUUCUUGAUCUCAAUCCAACUGCACCCAGGAUCUGUUUUCAGGCCAUUAUCUUUCAUCAACUUGCGCACCCUUGCCGCCUGAUCCCAGUAACCAACAUUGGCAUACAAGUUGGCUAGUUGCACGUGAGUAGCGGCACAAGACGGUUCCAAUUCAAGCCUAUUCUCAGCAGCUUCAAUGCCGACCCAAACAUUCCCAUGAAGCCUACACGACGAAAGCAAUGAACCCCAUAUGACGGCAUUAGGACUGAUGGGCAUUCUUCUGAUGAAAUCCCUGGCUUCUUCUAGCCUACCUGCUCGACCAAGGAGGUCUACAAUGCAUGCAUAGUGAUCUAGAUCCGGUUCCACACCAUACUUGACCAUUGCCUGGAAGUAACAUUGGCCUGUAUCGACAAAACCCGCAUGGCGACUAGAAGUCAUAAGGCCAAGGAAGGUAAUGGCAUCAGGCUUCAUUCCCUUCCUCUUCAUCUGUUCAAAAAGCUCCACAGCCUUGGUUGCCUGCCCAUGCAGAGCAUAACCAGCAAUCAUUGAGUUCCACGAAACCAAAUCUUUCUUACGUGUUUCCCUAAAUAUACAGAGAGCAUCAUUAACAUUCCCACAUUUAGAAUACAUAGAUAUAAGAGCAUUAGCAACAUGGACACAGUGAUGGAAACCCGCACGGACGGUAUGACCAUGAACAGUCCGUCCUUGCCCGAGGUACCCACUAUCCGUGCACGCGCUGAGAAAGCUCGAGAAGGUGAAUGCAUUUGGUACUAAGGUCGAAUUCCUCAUUCUACGGUAAAGCUGGAAACAGGUGUCAAGCUGACCAUCUUGUGCAAAGGCACUGAUAAUUGCAGUCCAAGUGAUCACAUUUCUCUCCGGCAUUUCUUCAAACACUUUACUCGCACUGCUGAGUUCUCCACAUUUGCUGUAAAAUGAGACCAAAGAACUGCCAACGUAAACGUUGUAAAAGAACCCAUAAUUCACAGCCAAACCAUGGAUUUGAAUUCCUAUUCUCACAUCUCUAUCAGACCCACAUAAACUCAGAGCAUUAGAUAGCAAACUGGAGCAGAUAGUCAACCCUUGUCGAUGAAGUCUAAACAGAGCUGAAAGAGAACUCUGGUUUGGAUCCGAUUGAGACUUAACACCAUCGCUGAUUUGAGGAUUUGGGAGUGGGAGAUGAUUGGUUUGUAGAAAGUCAUCAAUGAGGCGAAGAUGAGCCUUGCGGUGGUCGGAGUUAUUAAGCUUGGGAGCAACGAUAUCAAGGAUCCUCUGGCUUUUGACCAACGUAUUGGGUUUUCUGGGAUUUGCCUUUACAGAAUGUUGAGAUAGAACAGAGAACUGCUUGGAUGCUUGAGCAAAGUAGAAAGCUGGCGAGAAGUGGUAUAAGGAUUUUUGUGCGGCACGUUUAGAGAAGGUAUGACUCAUGAUCUAUAACCAAACCCAUCACUUUGGCCAAAUGACGUCUAGCCGCAGUUGUACUUUU
Molecule: messenger RNA, 3109 nt
Organism: Oldenlandia corymbosa var. corymbosa
Lineage: Eukaryota; Viridiplantae; Streptophyta; Magnoliopsida; Gentianales; Rubiaceae
Source: the annotation of a GenBank genome assembly